AUGCCCGUCGCCAACCAGGCGUUGUACCCGGUGGUGGAGCACUUGACAGAGUCGCAGGAGCUGACUUUAAAAAAGUUAAAACGAGACACCAACAUGGAAGAACCAACCACCUUUGAAAAAGAAUUGGUCAACAUGACAGCAAGUGCUGGAGCCGAGGACCAGGAGCAUCAGAAAUGGGACAGACCUCCGCUUGAUCCAGACUUUUUCAACCAUGACAUAAGUUUCCAGCAGUUGGAUGCUGAAGAAACCCAUCUCAAUGAUGAUACAAUUGCCAGAUUUUUUGGUAUUACAGAUAAAGGGAACUCCAUCUUGUGUAACGUGACUGGAUUCUUGCAUUACUUGUACGUUCCAGUUCCAAGAGGGUUUUCUGUUGAUGACAACAUGAACACCUUCAAGAAUUACCUCACGAAUUCCUUUGAAGGUAUAAGAGCUAUUGAGGUUUCAGCAAAGGAGUCUAUUUGGGGAUUUAAUAACAAUAUCAAGGUUCCAUUUUUCAAGAUCUUCGUCAACAAUGCUAGAAACAUUUCCCGGUUACGGGGGAUGUUCGAAAGGGGUGAGGUCCAUUUUGAGGAGCUUUUUCCGAUGGGAACCGUCACGUACGAUAACAUUAAUUACUUAUUGAGAUUGAUGGUAGACUGCAAAAUUACCGGAAUGUCAUGGAUAACGUUACCCAAAGGCAAGUAUCACCUACAGAAAGAUGAGAACUUAUUCCAAUCGACUUGUCAGAUUGAGUGUUCUAUCAACUAUAAAGACUUAGUGACCCAUGCAUCGGAAGGAGAAUGGUUGAAAAUGGCUCCUUUACGUAUUUUGUCGUUCGAUAUCGAGUGUGCUGGAAGAAAAGGUAUCUUCCCCGAGGCAGAGCAUGAUCAAGUAAUUCAAAUUGCCAACGUUGUCCUGAACUACGGAGAACCUAAACCAUUCGUGAGAAAUGUAUUUACAGUCAACUCAUGUUCGCCUAUUAUUGGGUCUCAGAUCUUCUCCCACGAAAAAGAGGAUGAAAUGUUCAUGCAUUGGAAAGAGUUUGUCUUGAAAGUUGACCCAGAUGUAAUUAUUGGUUAUAACACUUCCAAUUUUGAUUUACCUUAUUUAUUGGACAGAGCAAGAGCUUUACACUUGCCAAAAUUCCCUUAUUUUGGAAGAAUGAAACAGAUCAAACAAGAAGUAAAGGAUUCUGUUUUCAGUUCCAGAGCUUAUGGUACCAGAGAAAACAAGGUCAUAAAUAUCGAAGGAAGAAUGCAAUUGGACUUGUUGCAGUUCGUUCAGAGAGAAUACAAAUUGAGAAGUUACACAUUGAACUCUGUAUCGGCUGAAUUCUUAGGUGAACAAAAAGAAGAUGUACACCACUCUAUUAUCACGGAUUUACAAAACGGUGACGCUGAAACUAGAAGAAGGUUGGCUGUCUAUUGCUUGAAAGAUGCCUAUUUGCCCUUAAGAUUGGUUGAAAAAUUGAUGUGCUUAGUCAACUACACAGAAAUGGCCAGAGUCACAGGUGUUCCGUUCUCAUAUUUGUUAUCUAGAGGUCAGCAGAUCAAAGUCAUAUCUCAGUUAUUCAGAAAGUGUCUAGAGCAAGACAUUGUGAUCCCGAAUAUGAAAAGCGAAGGAACAAAUGAGGAAUAUGAAGGGGCAACGGUUAUUGAGCCUCUGAGAGGUUAUUAUGAUGUUCCUAUUACCACAUUAGAUUUCAGUUCUUUGUAUCCUUCUAUUAUGAUGGCACAUAACUUGUGUUAUACUACGUUGCUUAAUAAGCAAACCAUCAAAACAUUUGGGUUAAACGAAGAUGACUAUAUCUUAACUCCCAAUGGAGAUUACUUUGUUAAAGACAAUAAAAGGCAAGGCAUUUUACCCACGAUUUUGAAUGAGUUGUUGACUGCUAGAAAGAAAGCAAAGGCGGAUUUGAAGAAGGAAACUGAUCCUUUCAGAAAGUCCGUCUUAAACGGUAGACAAUUAGCCUUGAAGAUUUCUGCCAACUCUGUCUAUGGUUUCACUGGUGCAACCAUCGGUAAGUUACCUUGUUUGGCUAUCUCUUCAUCGACCACAGCCUUUGGAAGAGUCAUGAUCGAGAAGACCAAGAAUGAGGUUGAAGAGUUCUAUUCCAAGAAAAAUGGGUUUGAUUACGAUGCUAAAGUCGUCUAUGGUGAUACAGAUUCGGUCAUGAUCAAGUUUGGAUAUACUGAUUUGCUGAAGUGUAUGGAAUUGGGAGAGCAAGCAGCUGAAUAUGUUUCAUCCAAAUUUAAGAAUCCGAUCAAAUUGGAGUUCGAAAAGUGUUACUAUCCAUACUUAUUGAUUAACAAGAAGAGAUAUGCCGGUUUAUAUUGGACGAAUCCCAAUAAGUUUGAUAAAAUGGAUACAAAGGGUAUUGAAACAGUCCGGAGAGACAACUGUAGAUUAGUUCAAAACGUCAUCACGAAGGUUUUGGUAUUAAUCUUAGAAGAAAGAGAUGUGGGGAAGGCAGAAAGGUUUGUUAAACAAACAAUUGCUGACUUGUUGCAAAACAGGGUAGAUCUAUCUCAGUUGGUUAUAACUAAGGCCUAUUCCAAGCAGGAUUACGCUGCUAAGCAAGCACACAUUGUGUUGGCAGAAAAGAUGCGUAAAAGAGAUGCCGGUUCUGCCCCAACGUUAGGUGACAGAGUUGCAUAUGUUAUCAUCAAUGGUCCAGCCGGUGCCAAAAACUAUGAUAAAUCAGAAGAUCCCUUAUAUGUUUUGGAAAACUCCUUGCCUAUUGAUGUUAACUACUACUUGGAGAACCAAUUAUCCAAGCCUUUGAUGAGAAUUUUUGAACCUAUUAUGGGGGAUAAAAAGGCUAAGGAAUUGUUGACUGGUGACCAUACCAGAACCGUGAAGAGAGCUGCUCCGAAGAGUGGUGGUUUACUAAAAUUUGCCAGAAAGGCAGAAACAUGUAAGAACUGUAAGACUCCUUUAAAGCCUCACAACAAGGGCUUGCUUUGUGAGAACUGUAUUGAGGAAGGACCAAGGUUAUAUUGUAGUUCUUUGGCUCAGAUGAACUAUUUGGAAAACAAGUUCUCUAGGUUAUGGACCGAAUGUCAAAGAUGUCAGGGGUCUUUACAUCAAGAAGUUUUGUGCUCUAAUAAUGAUUGUCCCAUUUUUUACAUGAGAAAGAAGGCCCAGAAGGAUGUAUUUAUUCAAGGACAGGAGUUAAGCAAAUGGAAGGAUACCAUUUGGUGA
This is a messenger RNA of Yamadazyma tenuis ATCC 10573, 3183 nucleotides long. RefSeq names its product DNA-directed DNA polymerase delta (gene POL3). The record is from RefSeq and is a predicted model, not a curated record. NCBI's taxonomy places the organism in Eukaryota, Fungi, Ascomycota, Pichiomycetes, Serinales, Debaryomycetaceae. Gene Ontology annotation, molecular function: DNA-directed DNA polymerase activity; DNA binding; 3'-5'-DNA exonuclease activity. Gene Ontology annotation, biological process: base-excision repair, gap-filling; DNA replication proofreading; nucleotide-excision repair, DNA gap filling. Gene Ontology annotation, cellular component: delta DNA polymerase complex.